This is a messenger RNA of Lynx canadensis (Canada lynx), 2507 nucleotides long. It is a transcript of the gene SYP, whose product is annotated as synaptophysin. Gene Ontology annotation, cellular component: synaptic vesicle membrane; synaptic vesicle; presynaptic active zone. Bases 25 to 963 code for a protein of 312 amino acids. The transcript is spliced from 7 exons. Lineage: Eukaryota; Metazoa; Chordata; Mammalia; Carnivora; Felidae. The record is from RefSeq and is a predicted model, not a curated record.
CGCCUCCCGCCCCCCGCAUUGCUGAUGCUGCUGCUGGCAGACAUGGACGUGGUGAAUCAGCUGGUGGCCGGGGGUCAGUUCCGGGUGGUCAAGGAGCCCCUUGGCUUCGUGAAGGUGCUGCAAUGGGUCUUUGCCAUCUUCGCCUUUGCCACAUGCGGCAGUUACACUGGGAAGCUCCGGCUGAGCGUAGAGUGUGCCAACAAGUCCGAGAGUGAUCUCAGCAUUGAGGUUGACUUCGAAUACCCCUUCAGGCUGCACCAAGUGUACUUUGAUGCACCCACCUGCCGAGGGGACACUGACAAAGUCUUCCUGGUGGGAGACUACUCCUCAUCAGCCGAAUUCUUUGUCACAGUGGCCGUGUUUGCCUUCCUCUACUCCAUGGGGGCUCUGGCCACCUACAUCUUCCUGCAGAACAAGUACCGAGAGAAUAACAAAGGACCCAUGAUGGACUUUCUGGCCACGGCAGUGUUCGCCUUCAUGUGGCUGGUUAGCUCAUCAGCAUGGGCCAAGGGGCUGUCAGAUGUGAAGAUGGCCACUGACCCAGAGAACAUUAUCAAGGGGAUGUCUGUCUGCCAUCAGACAGGGAAUACAUGCAAGGAGCUGAGGGACCCUGUGACCUCUGGCCUCAACACUUCAGUGGUAUUCGGCUUCCUGAAUCUGGUGCUCUGGGUCGGCAACCUGUGGUUCGUGUUCAAGGAGACAGGCUGGGCCGCCCCAUUCAUGCGCGCACCCCCUGGCGCCCCUGAGAAGCAGCCAGCGCCCGGGGACGCCUAUGGCGAGGCGGGCUACGGGCAGGGCCCCGGCGGGUACGGGCCCCAGGACUCCUACGGACCCCAGGGUGGCUACCAGCCCGACUACGGGCAGCCCACCGGCGGCGGUGGUGGCGGCUACCCACAGGGAGACUACGGGCAGCAAGGCUAUGGCCCUCAGGGUGCGCCCACCUCCUUCUCCAAUCAGAUGUAGUCUGGUCAGUGCAGCCCGGGAGGACCCCAUGGGUGGGCAAGAGCUCAGAAGCCCUGCCCCCCUUCCCACCCCUACACCCCAGGUCUCCGCCCCUCAAGCCAGGAGACUCUAACUCUCUUUGCUGUUUAUAUAUAUAUAUAUUAUAUAUAAAUAUCUAUUUAUCUGUCUGAGCCCUGCCCCCACUCCACACCCCUCAUGCAUUAGGGGCCUGACCUUGAGUGGGCCCCUCUCCUACCCCACUGCUUCCCUUGCAUCCCUUGGCCCCUCUCUGUUCUCUGGCCCUGUGCCCUGAGGUUGGGGGACUCUGAAAGGGGGACAGGGAAAAAACGGAUUUCAGCUAUGUGGGGAGGGUGGGUGUGACUUCAGAUUCUCUCCCCUCUCUCCCUUCCCUUCUCCCAACUUGGCCUGGAUUCCUCCAGCAAUGCCUGGACAGGGGCCAUUAGGGGAAAUUCAACCCUGAGAGGGGAUAAAGGUAGACUGGUGGACUUGAGAUGCAAGGUGGACUUGGAGAGGAGCUCUGGGGUGGAGAGGACUAGUCAGCCAUACUGGAUCUGGAGUCAGAAGAAGGAUGCCCUAGGGCAUUCUGGAGUGGGUCUUGGAAGGAGGCUGAGGGCAUGGUUCUAGAAUGGGUGGAGCCUUGAGUGAGGCAGGGCUUGGGCCUCAAGAGUGGGCAGGGUUUGGAGUAGGACAGGAUUUUGUGUAAGGGGUGUGACUUGGAACCUGGAGACUGCAUUUGGAAGAUCAUUGAGGGCAUGGUUCUAGAGGGGUGGGGCCUGAAUCAGGUAAUGGGGAAGGCUCCAAAGUGGGAAGGUCUUGUGUUGGGACAGGUCUAUGGAAGGGGUGUAACUAGGAACAUUCAGGAGAAUGAGUUUGAUUCUAAAGGGGAUAGAUCUUGUGCAAGGGAAGAAGUGGGAUUCAGGAAUGGGCUAAGCUUGAGGUGAGGUCAUGGUCUGGGUUCUAGGCAGGGCAGGGCUUAGAGUGGGUGUUCAUGGUGGUUUCAGAAGGGGCAGCCCACCCUAAUGGAGCAGUGAAAAAAUAUGUUUUAGAGUGGGCAAGUUUGGCAGUUGGGGGGGGGGCAGGAAUAUCCCUGGCCAAAGCUGGGGACUGAACUGGCCUGGGAGGAGCUAAGAGGUAUAGCUUGGAGGGUAAGGGGUGGGACCCAGAGAGAAGCAUCCUCCACACCCUUGCCCACCCCCAUGAUGGGACAGCUAGGUAAUCAGAGGACAGAGCCAACAGGUCUGUGGGGCCAGCCCACCCUUCUUCCCCUUUCCUUGCCUCCUCCCUCCUUCCAUACCCCCACCCAUCCUGGGGUGGUUGGAGACCCGGUCUGGAGUCCCUAUCCUGCACCCACUGCUGUGUCUGUGACGUCGGUAGUGCCUGUGAUUGUGUGUUGCCACUUUGUCUGGCUGUGGUCCCUCCCCCUCUCCUCCAGACACCCACCCUUUUCCUUGCCCUUCAGUAUUGUUUGAAGACCUCCCCAAGGAAGAACAAAUAGGAUUAAUUCUCCUCCCCUAAAUAAACUCCUCAACCACCUAGUCCACCCG